Funneliformis mosseae is the source of this 210-nucleotide messenger RNA. Lineage: Eukaryota; Fungi; Glomeromycota; Glomeromycetes; Glomerales; Glomeraceae. The record is from the annotation of a GenBank genome assembly.
AAGAAAACAGGUAUUCUUCCUGAAGUUAGAGAAAUUCUUAAUGAUGAUUCAGUAUUUUCUGAUAAUAGUCUUGAUAUAGAAAUUAAUGAACUUGAAAUGUUAAUUUCUCUACUUCUAAAUAAUGAUCUUAAUAAAGAAGAUAUAGUGAAUGAAAAUGAAUUUACGCCUAUAUUAGAAAAGGUAACUUCAAUAAAAGUAGAAGAGUUAUAG